GGCUUCUCGGGCCGUGUUCCCUGGGCGUCCUGUGCGCUCUCCCUGUCCCUCGGCUCGGCUAACUUAUUAGGCGGAUGGAGCGCCGCCGACAAGAACAGCGAGGAAGUGAAGGACAUAGCGGAAUACAGCGUGUCCCAGUACAACCUGCAGAGCAAGAGCCGCUCCAUCUACACAAUGAUCUCACUGGAGGAUGCCAUGGAGCAGGUAGUUUCUGGGAUGAACUAUAAACUGACCAUGGUGUUGGGGAAUACAGCAUGCAAGAAGAGUAAAAACAACACGAAUAUACCUUGUCCAUUGCUAACCGGCUCGAAGCUUAAGAAACGUAGGUGUGUUUUCAAAGUGUAUGUUAUCCCCUGGGAAAAGAAAAGAAUACUUCAAACAAAGCAGUGUACAAAUAUCUAA
Molecule: messenger RNA, 402 nt
Organism: Staurois parvus
Lineage: Eukaryota; Metazoa; Chordata; Amphibia; Anura; Ranidae
Source: the annotation of a GenBank genome assembly